Molecule: messenger RNA, 15717 nt
Organism: Trypanosoma theileri
Lineage: Eukaryota; Euglenozoa; Kinetoplastea; Trypanosomatida; Trypanosomatidae
Exons: 1
Coding region: 1-15717 (5238 amino acids)
Biological process (GO): protein targeting to vacuole; protein retention in Golgi apparatus
Cellular component (GO): extrinsic component of membrane; membrane
Source: RefSeq, a predicted model, not a curated record
AUGCUCGAAAAGUAUCUAACCGCUAUUAUUGUACCAUAUCUCUCCAAGUAUGCGGAGAAUAUUGACUCAAAGCAGCUCAGUGUUGACCUUUGGAAUGGUAAGGCAUUUCUUAAGGAUCUUGUCCUAAAACCGACUCUCCUUGACGCCCUGCUAGAUGGAGAUUCUAGCAGCAGUGAUAAUGUAGGAACGGCAGCUUCUGCUGCGGGAAACACAAGUAAGCGUUUACCGUUGAAUUUGCAACGUGGUAUAUGCAAAAGUGUAAAUAUUGUGGUACCAUUUACUCAAAUGCGUUCGAAACCGGUGGUGAUAGAGGUGGAUGAACUCUUUAUAUGUGUACGUGGAAAUACAGAAUGUCGUAAUGUAGUGUUGAGUAAAGCUGCUAAACUAGACGCACAGGCAGCGUACAAAGAACGUCAAUUAGAACAGUUUGAAGCGGAACGAAAACGCAUGAAGGAAUCUAAUGCCACUGCUACUAAUACUAGUAAUAAUAACAGUGGAGGGGCUGGUGAGGCUACCGAUACAGGUGCUUCAUCAUCACCUUUAACUACUGCAAGCGAAAAGGGAGGGUAUUUUUCCCGACUUGGGGAACUUGUUAUCAACAAUAUCGUCGUGAAAGUUCGAAGUGUGCAUAUUCGUUACGAAGAUGAAUCUACAAAAACUAUAAUGGGUGCUAUUCUUGGUGGUGUCCGAUUGCAGACAAUUGAUACAGCCACUGGAGAGGCAGUAUUUGUUGAUCCUUCUGGACUUCAACGUGUUUCAAAACGAUUGGAAUUUGAAGGUAUGCAAUUCUAUUGUGAUGAUCCACUGCGAUGUGAGAUGUUAAACUCACAAGAUCACUUUAUUUCUAAUAUGACAGAUAUGUCCGUUUGGUAUAAAGCUAUGCGAGAUCGUCUGGAAACGGGAGAUGUACGUGUUUCUACAAUUUUUGGACCUAUUAAAGGACAUGUAGAUGCAAAUUUGGUUUUAAAAAAAUACAUUCAACAAUUAUUACAUGAACCGUAUCUUUCUAUACGUAUGCAAUUGAAUACCGUUAUAGCAAGGUUUAACCGUGCCCAAUAUUUGACUCUCAUACGAACUGUUUCACUUUUAAGUAAUUGGAAUAGUUUUAAUGAGGUCCUCUCUCGACGUCCUAAUGUGCCUGUGAUGAAUCAUGCUGCCGUCUGGUGGCGCUAUGCUAUUAAUGCCGUACGUGCGAUUGCUGGAGCCCCCCGUCGUGAGCGACUUCUCCAGCGUAUUUCAGAAGUUUGCAUGGUGGACUACCACGUGCUCUACCGCGAUGUGGUGCGCAAGUCGGAGAUGUCAGCGGAGAAGCAGCGGGCCUACCGCUUCAUCACGCGCUUCAUGACAGUGCCCGACAUGAUUGCCGGCCGCCGUUAUGUCUACACGCAACUGGCGACGGCCAUUCAACUGAAGCGGAAGGACCACGAGGCCUCCGCAGCAGCCGGCGGCGGCGGGGGCGGGAGGGACGGCGGUUGGGGAUGGGGGUGGUGGAGGCGGCGGGGCGAUCGCGAUCCGAAGGAGGCCCGCGAGGAGGAACUCGCCAUUGAGGAGCUUCAGCGGGCCUACGGAAUAGACCCCAAACACCCAGAAGAAGAAGAAGGAGAAGGAGAAGGAGGAGGGAAGGGACAACUUCCCAAGUCGUACUGUUGGUUGGACGCACAGUUUGAUAUGGCUAUGUUGUGUGUUUCUGCCGAUAUAUCCAGAGCAGAGGCUACCACGUUGAAACUGCAUAAGUUGGCAACAAAUGUGAAGACAUUUAAUGCACCCAACUCGAUUCAGUUCCGAUUCGUCACAGAUAAUUUGACCUUAUCAAACCCAGUUAUAGAUGAUGGUUCAAUGUCUUUACAUCCAUCACUAAUUGAAGGACUACCUAUGCAAUUUGUAGAUGUACGAAAACAACAUGGACAGGAAAUGCAAUAUACACAAGAAAGUCAGGGUCAAAGAUCUUCAUUCUUGCAGGAUACUCCAUUACUGGAAUGUAAUGCCGCAUUUAAUCCAAUAGAACAACCUUUACAAGAUACACAUUUGGAUUUUGUUAUGGAUCUUCGUCUUUUACCUCUUCGUAUUAUAGCAGAUCCACCUACUCUUGAUAGUAUAUUUCGUUUCUUUGAGAUUCCACAAGGUAUUGAUCUUGGUGCUAUUGUGGAAAGAACUAAAGCUAUUGCCGCAACAGUUGGUCAAGCUGCCUCUACAGAACUUCGUCUUGCCAUGGCCCGUUCAAAAAGUUUUAAAAUUAGUGUAGAUGCUGCCGCACCUCAUAUUAUAUUACCAAAAACAUUACGAGGUUCUGCAGAUGAGCCAGCUUUAGCAGUUUCUCUUGGACACGUAAAAUAUGAUACCCAACCAUUAACAGAAACAGAGAAACAAAGACGUUUGGCGACUACACAUCUUAAUGAUGCAACUGAAGAUAUGUUGUAUUAUUCUAGUACAGCAACUUUUGCAAAUUUUUAUGUGGAAUUAGCACCUGUAGAAAUGGCUCUAAAUCGACCAGGUACGGGAUUUAUGUUCGUUCCUGAAGUAGCUUUUUCAGCAGAAGUAUUACACCUUAUUGAUGAUAGUAUUGAAAAUCGUGAACGAUUUAUUGUUCGAAUGGAAGUUCCAGCAUUACAUCUGGGUUGUUCUCUUAGUCAGGCAUACAUUCUGUCAAAUAUGGUAGAGAGUUGGCUCUUAUUCCUUCAUAAUAAUGACGCUCUGUACAGUGAUGAUGUAUUGGCAUCCUCACUAGAAGAGACCACUAUACAAAAUGGAGGAGAAAGGAUGGGAUCACUUGCGGUAAGCGUAGGUGAGCUUGCUUCCUAUUCACAAUCACAUCUCUCAAAUACAAUAAGAUGUAGUGGAAGAACAGGAACAACAUCUGUAGUUGCAGGAGUGGAAUCCGAAUCUGGUGAAGUGAGUCCAGCUUCUCCAUCACUUGCUAGUAAAUCACGAGAAGACUUUCGGUAUUUGCGAUUGGAUAUGACAUUAAAGGAAGUGGGUAUAGUAAUAUUUGAAGAUAACGCUAUUACACAACAUCCAUUGGAAGAUCCCCGCUUUACUUUAGCCUUUAGUGCGGCUACCGUAAGAUUACAUAUGGGAACAAUACAAACAAAGGUAGAGAUGAUGCUUGAACGUCCUUACUGCCGAGAUGCACGAGAUCCAGAUCAUCUUAUUCUCAGUGCUACUAAGAUUCAUUGUAAGAUAAAGACAGCACCAGAGUCACCAGUAAAGGUACAAGUAUUAUUAGAACCAUCCAUUACUUUUCGUCUUGGUACACCAUGUAUUCAACUACUGGAAACACUUAUGGAUAUUGUGAACUUGGUUACAACCACACCAACUCCAAUGCCAAUGGAACGGGUAACCCUUUCACCCAUGUUGCGUCGUCUCACUGGUUCUUCACUAAAUGUGAAAGGUACUCCUAUUCGAGUGAUGUGUGAACAAGCACAACAACAAAAUAAAAAGUGUCAAGAAGAUAUUGAUUCUAGACAUGAUACACCGGUAGCACAACUCUCACUUCAUAUUGCUGGUACAGCUACAGUAGAACUGAUGGAUCAUCAUCGUCAUCAAGAAGAAUCACAAGAAGAAAAGGAUUAUCUUUUUGCUCACGCCUCCUUUAGAGAAGUAACGCUUUCACUUAAAAAGAAUACUGUUACGAUGGAGGUAAGUGGUGGGGUUCAGCAGGUGACGUUGUCAUUAUCAGAGGAACACAAUGUCUCUCCUGCAAAUCGUCUUAUUUUACAAUACCGAGCCCCAUCCCAAUCAACCAUAAUAGAAGGAGGAGCAGAAGCAGAAACAGAGGCAGAAGAAAUAAGAAGAAGAACAACAAUAUCAACAGCAACAGCAACUUCUGUAGCCUCUGGUUUAUUACUUUCUUUACCACCAACACAACAGGUAAAAUCAUCUUCACCUUCACCAUUUUCGUUACCCUUAUCACCAUUGAAUCCUGUCUCAACACAGGAAUUUGGAACCGCAAGUUUUCCUCCUGUUAAUUCUGAUAAUCAUGAACACAUCACAUUUGCCUAUCGCACUAGUAGACCGGUGGAACCUAUUUUUGAAACGGAUAGUAGUGGCAAGCGAUGUUUAAUGAAUGCAUCAGAGUUGGGAUUUUCUACUUUUGUGGAAGUUGAGAUGAGUUCCAGUGCGGUACUUCUUGAUAUGCAUAGUAUUAUGACGUUAACACAGUACUUUACCAAUGGUCUCUUUUCGCGCGUAGCCGAUUUAACCAAUCGACCACGUUAUGAUAGGGAAGCUACUAUAAAAAAAGGUCCAAAACCACUAUCAUCAUUAUCACGACCACCACGAUCAUUUCUAGUACCAGCAACAACCUCACCAUCAUCACCAUCACAUAUGAUUAUAUCCUCACAAAUGGAAGCUGUCCAGUCACCAAAACUUUUAACAAGUCUACGUGUUUUUGCCCGUGAUCUUUUCUUUGUUCUUCCUAUUGAUGUUCGCACAGAUAGUGGUGAACAAUUCCAUGUCUCUGUUGAUCAUGUUGCGGUACAAAGUAGUUUACUGGCUGCUGAGGGACAACAAACGAUGAAUAUUUCACUUCGUGAGAUUCGUUUUCUACGUGAUUACUUGAGUAAAUCAACAACAACAACAGCAGCAGCAGAAGAAGAAGAAGAAUCAUCUGAAGGAGUAAAACCACAUAUUCUGAUGCCGACAACAACACUUGAUAUAUCUGUUAAAACUCCACUGGAUCCAAUCUCUGAUGAUCCUCUUCGUGUAGAUUUACGUGGUGAUGAUUUAACACUUAAUAUUACAGAAAAUGAUGUUGUCGAACUUUGUCGUCUUGCAGUUGGUAACCUUACACGUAUGCCACCCCCACCCCCACAACCACAGCAACAACCACAACAACAAUCACAACUACUACCACGAGAAGAAGAAGAAGAAGAAGAAGAAGAGAAACAGGAUCAUCAUAAGGAACAAGAAUCCAUGGCCACAUCACCCUUAUCCCCUUUACUAGCAUCCACACUUGUAGAGUCUCAUUCACAUGUAAUGCCAGCUGUAAUAGGUGAAUCGGUAUCAGUAGACGAAGAAAGAAGGGAUACAUCAAAAGGUGUACGUAGUGAUGAAAUAUGUGUAACCUGGCGUGCAUCCCGUGUUUGUGUUUCACUUUUAGAUGAAGUUAGCAAGAGUGCACGUUUCCGCUUAGAAGGCAAUGGAUUGGCAUUUCAAAUUCUGGCAUCUGGUAAUGAUAUGCAUAUGCGCUGGACACAACUAGCACUGUACGAUAUGUAUAAAGAGAAACGAAGUGCUACAAUGCUUUUAUGUGGUGAGAGUCGUGUGGAAUUACGACAUGUUCUUACAACGCGUGGUAUUCUUCAAAAGAGUUUUGGUGUACGUUCCGCUGCCACUGUGGCUGCGCGGGAAUCAUUGGAUAGUGAUGUGUCUAGUGCUGGAACUUCACCCGGCACUGCGGGGGCGGAAUUACUUGGCGUUCCAACACUUGUGGUGGAUUUCACUCUCCAUCGUUUUGCGAUAUCGGAUCAAUGGUUGUCUGUGUAUGACUUUGUCUGCAAUGAGGCGGUUAUGCAGGCACUAGAGCCAAUGAUGACAAGUCCACCAAUAGGGAAAGAAGAAAAAGGAAAAGAAGAGGAAACAAAAGAAGUGGAAUCGGGUGUAAAAGGUGAAACUCCAGUGGAAGCCAGACGAUUUCGUUAUUUAAUUACAACACGUGCCGUUAAGGUACCAUUUUUAACAACAUCACGUGUGGAGUUAAUUGAAGCGGAUAUUACAUCCUUAUUUGUAGAUGUCAUUACACUCUCUGGUAAUACCAGUGUAACGGUACGCAUGCAGGAUCUCCUCGUACGUCACUGUGCCAGUGGAGAACGUAUUUUAUUUAAACAACAUAGUACAUGUGAUUCCCGUAUGGAUGAGGAUUUAUUAUGCGGUGGAAUGGAUACGAUUUCCACCACAAUAGGAGGAGGAGGUGGUGGUGGAGGUGGCGGUGGUGGAAAUAUCACCGGAACUUGUGGAUUACCGAUGACUACUACAACUACAACUACGGGUAAUGUUGGUAUUUGCGGUGGUAGUAGUGGGGCGAUUCCCACGAUGGUGCUUCCCGGAAUGUCUGUUCCCAUCAUUAAUGUACCGGCCACCAGUAUGAAUCUAAACAAUCCAACAUUACCGCCACUGCCAACAACCGCCACUGCAACUGCUACGAUUGCUGCAGCCGCUACAGCCGUUGCGGCGUCUGGUGAUAUUCUUACGGUGUGGUGUUCCUUUGAUUCCGAGGCGGGCCGACAGAAAGUAACACUGGCGUUGGGUGAAUUGGCCGCAUUGUGUUCAGUUCCUCUCAUCAUGCAAUUGGUGGAUUACUGUACAGGCCCUGAUCAGCCAAUUGCGAAGAUAUCCAACUUGGGAGUUAUGCGUGGACAUCGUGAACGAUUGGCACGGGCGGCAGAGGAGAUGGUGCAGAAUGGAACCUUUUCAUUACAUUUACUUUGGCGACAACCCCGUAUUAUAUUCGCUGGUGAUGCCCAAGAGCUUUCAAAUAAAUCACGUAAUAUUGAGGCACAUCUUGGAGUAAUGCGAUCCACUAUUGAGUUGGAUAGACGUCAUGGGAGUUGUGUGGUUUCUGCCAAAUUAAAUGAUUUUUCUAUUCCAGAUAUGUUAGAGAGAUCAGCCUUGCGUUUCUCUUAUAUUAUGAAAGGAAAGGAAGAGAAUGUAUCGGCAGUACUGGAGAACACCACUGCCCUUCUUCAUCCUGCAGAAAUAGAGAAACUCUUAUGGGUACUGCAACGAAACCUUAUGGCCCCUAUUGAACACAAUAGUAAAGAGAUGGAUACACAAACAGCAACAACAACAACAACAAGAGGAGUAGUAGAAACAAAACAACAGGAAGAAGUAAAUAAAGUAAAACAGGAGAAACAUGAAGAAGAAGAAGAAGUCUCACAAGUAGAAGGAACAUCUAAUCGAAUCAUACGAUUCCAAGCAGAAGGUGUUGUACUUGCCAUGUAUGAUGUUGUUGGGAUUAACGUACACACCGCCUCACUUAGUGAAUUAAAUGUGGAAGUGGCACCAACUGGAAAUGUUCACAUGACAGUACGAUCUCUUAGCAUGAUGGAACACUUUACAAAACGUCAACUCUUACAAUCGGUGGGUGAUGCCGCCAUUACAGUUCUCUUCUCCGUUGCAGAUAAAACAACAUCUGUAGAUCUUGGAGAUAUACGCUUUAUGCUUAUUCCCAGGGCGGUAGGAAGUCUUCUGAAUGUACUUCUCUCUAUACAACUCCCACCACCACUCCCCACCGCACAUACCGUAGCCACCAAAACAUCAAAGACUCAUACUGAAAUAAACAGUAAUGAUAAUAAUGAUAAUAAUAAUAAAGAUUCUACUUCUGGUGGUUUUACUCCUCUUCUUACGAAUCGUAUUCGUGUUUCGCUAAACCAUUCAGAUGCCAUUGCCGUUCAAGGUGAUCGUGAUAUAUUUUCUGCCAACAUGACAAAUUCAACAUUGGAUUGGUGUUCAUACACAGAUGCCUCUAGUUCUCUCUCAGUUUCUGUGGGUUGGAUUACACUUCAUGAUACCUUUUCACAGAGUACCCGUUAUGCAGAUAUUGUUUAUCCUAUUCAUACGAACGAAGAUAAUAAGACACAGAAAACACCUGAUAAUGUCAUAUCCAUUUCAUUUUUCACUUUUCCACCAAGAAAUAAGAAGAGUCAUGAUGAUGAUGAUAACAAUGAUGAUGAUGAUCAUAAUAGUAACCACCACAAAAGCAGUAGGAAUAAUAUAAACAUCCCUAUGUAUGCUCAUAAAUUAGAGUGUCAACUCUCUUCAAUGACUGUAGUGUUGGUGCCAGAGGUGACCUCUGCUAUUAUAAAGGUUCUCUCAGAUGUGAAGGGGUACAUAUCAGAUGUAAAUCGUGAAAAAGCAUAUGAUUAUGUUGCCGAUAAAACGGCUCAAACCGUACAUGAACGACAACAAUUAACACAAAUUGAGGUGGUCCUUAAACGUCCUACUAUCAUGUUGGUGGAGUCGGUUCAUUCUACUAAUGUAAUUGAAGUAUUUCCUGGUGAUUUUAAAAUACGAAAUGAAAUUUGUUGUAUGAAAGGAAAUGAAAUGAUAACAACAAAAGAAGCAAAAAUGGAAAUAGAAUCAACAGAAACUGGAAUAGUUUCUUCUGAUAAUAAUUAUAUGGAACUCUUUCAUCUCUCCAUUAGUCGAAUGUUAUUAAAUGUCUUGGGAACCGUUGUAUUUACUCAUAAUAACUGUAUUGAAGUUAAUCUCUCACGUUCUAUUGGAGAUCUUACUCCUCCUACUGUUAUUACUACUACUACUAUUACCACUACUACUACUACGACUACUACUAUUACGGAGACUACACCUUCUGUAGAUGUUAUGAAUAUCUCUCUUACGAUCCCGACCCUUACCGCUAAACUAUCACAGGAACAAUUAAGUUAUCUACUAGAUGUAGUGGGUGCUUUUCGUUUCUCCGGUCCUGUUUCUCCAUAUGGAGAUAAUAUGAUGUUUAUGGCCUCUUCUACUUCGCAGGUGGCGAGUGGAGGACAUCAAGAGGGAGUUGCAAGUGCCGCCAGUGUGGCUACACCCAUCACAAAUUCUCUUUCACUAAAUACAACGAUGAAAAGAAAACCGCAACUCGCAUCUCUGGCUACUCAGCCAUUUAGUGGUAAUAGUACCAUAACAGGAGGGGGAAUGGGUGAGACCUCAACCUCAACAACAUCAAGUGGAAUAGGAAUUAUGAAGUUUACAGCAAUUAUGCAGCGAUUUGAAGUGGAUAUUGAGGGUAUUUUCAAACUAGAUAUUGGUAAAUGUAACAUUGAACACUCUUCAAAGUCUUCUGGAGGCAAUAAUAACAACAACAAUAACAACAGUAACAGUAACAGUAAUAAUAAUAAUAACAGCAGCAGCAGCAAUAAUGUCAUCAGUGGAACGAAUAAUAAAACUGGUAGUAUUUCAAGUGAAACAAAAAUUAAUUUGGAAACCAUUAUGUUGCGACAUCGUGUGGCUGAAAGCACCACCACUACAAGUUCUGAUCUUUUUCUUAUGGAAAAUACAAAACUGCUUGUUACUUCAUCUACCAAUACCACUGCUGGUGUUCGUGUGAAUGAGACGAAUGCGGAUGUUAAAAUGUCAUCUGUUCGACUCUCACUCUCACCCUUAAUGUUACUGGAUACACGUGAUGUUCUCUAUGGUCCUAUUUGUACGAAAGUACUCCGUAUCCCACUUGUGCCUAUUCCUGUUUGCCGAUUGACAACAGAGUUGCAUGUAUUAGAUUCAGAUCUCGUAUUAGAUGGAAGCCAUAUUCUCACCACCGCAAGUCGAACACGCUGUUGCUAUAAAUUAGAUUUAAAUCAACACAAACUUUCACUUACAGGGGCCCCAAGUGCACAAAUUGUACUUGACGAUAAUUGUCAUCUCACCAUUGUAAAUGGCACCAUUGUGGUACCUGGUUUAUAUACAUUAAGUUCAUUUGUAAGUUUUGGCCUUAAUGCGAUGCUCGUAACGGGAGACUCUUGUGUAAUUGAUAAAUGGGCCUAUUGUGAUCGGGCACAGACGCAGGGAAUGCGGGAUCUGCGCAGACGGAGUAAAGGCGGAAUGGACUCUAGUCUCGCCUCACAGAGUAAAGUCACCGUAACAUCUCCAACCUUUUCCACAAAGCACCAAUCUCAACAACAAUCUCAACAACAACAACAACAACAACAACAACGGCAAGGAGCUGUAUCUCCACCGUAUGGACUGGCUUUAUCUGCUCCUACAACUACAACACCAAUGCUAUCAUCCUUUUUCACGGAAGAAGAAACUCGAACCGUUGUUUCUGUUCACUGUGAUGAAAUUAGAUUGCGAGCCAUGUCAGAAGAAGUGGAAGAAGUUGCAGUUACAGUGAUUAUGUCUGCAAACUUGCUCUUCACACAGGAAAUAGAAAAUGGAAUAGCCACACAACGUGCCUCCAAUCUGCGUCUUUUGAAUGUUCAUACCGGUGAAAAGGAUGAAGGUACUUUACUCCCUACAAACUUGGAUUUUAGUAUUUCAGGUGUAGAUACGAUGUGUGUUUCUGCUACACUAAGUACAUUAGAGUUAUGUGUUCGUAUGGCUCUUUUACGUUCUUUUGUGGAACUUGGAAAAGAUUUUAUGACGGCUUUUGUGGAAGAUUUGGCUUCACAGCGACGUCCACCGCAAAUACAACUUGAAGAUGAUGAAUUCCGUCCACUCGUGACUGUAGCUCAUGCUGGUGAAUGUCGUUAUUGUGGACAUAUGAAUGCGUUUCUUCGAGAACGUGAAGAAUAUCAAACAGUUAUUACGACCACGAGUACUAGUAUUACGACGACUACUGUUAAUACUUCUUCAACUACUACGACUGGUGCUAAUGCUAGUGCUACGGUUGGGGCUAAUAAUAGUAGUAGUAGUAAUAAUAAUAAUAGUAAUAAUAAUAAUAAUAAUAAUGGUUUAGAUUCUACUGCUGGAAAUACGGAUACGAUGGUUGCUACUGGGGUUCUCUGUUAUAAAUGCUGUACGGGUAGAAAUACACUUCCCGCGACGGAUAUUCGGCUUGAAGUGCCAUUAGUGGAUUUAGUGGUGAUGGGCCAUCAUGGUGGGAUGAUCCAAUUAUAUUCCUCCAGUGGUAUUGUGGCUUCCGUGUCUACAGAGAAGGAAUUUCAAAUUCAAUUAAAAUUCAAAGUACGCAAUUUAAAUCAUAAUGCGGCAGUCUGGGAACCAUUAGUGGAACGAUUGGAAGCGACGAUUGGUGGUAAUGUUUCUGAAACCGGUACAAAGUCUUCUUAUUGGAUUAAAGUGGAACGUCUGGAUUACGUUUUAUCUCCUGAUAAUAUUCGAUUGUUUUUACAAAUUGUAGAAGACUUUUCCGCGACAUCAAAGUUACAGAAACAACUACGCCAAAAGAUCCGUUUGAAUGCACGUAAAAGUAUUGUUGGUGAAGAGAAUGUAGAAUCUAAAAAAGAUAAAUCACUAGUUCAAACUUCUGCUGCUGCUGCUGCUGCUACUGGAGAAGAAGAAAAAGAAGAACAUGCGACGAAUACAUCUGAUGAAACUAUGAUAGCAAAACCAGAAACCACUGUUACUAGUAGUGAUACUAGUAAGAUCAAAGCAGUUUCUACAGAAGUAGAGAGCGAAACUAUUGCUGCUCUUAUUAUGGUACAAAAUUACUUUAGUGAUUGUAUAGAAGUUGAUGGAAAUGUCGUGGGUCCUCGUGGAGGUACAUUAGAGUUUGCAACCAGUUCAACUUGUUGCACAAUUCGACGAAGUGGUAGUAAUAAUAAUAAUAAUAAUAAUAAUAAUAAUAACACUAUGGAUGAUCAUGUAACCGUUGAUUGGGUAAAAUGUCCAUUAUAUCUUCGUAGUACUGGUAUGAUGGUGGAAGUAGAAGUGGAACUCAUGCGUAGUGAAGGUUCUUAUCAUUUACAUCGUGUGGUACGUUUACGUUGUUAUCCAGUCCAUUUUACGAAUUCCAUUAUUUGUUUUGAAAACAAAGUCAGUGUCUUUAUGGAGAUUUUAAAAGGAGAAGCACCUGUGGCCCCAAAAGAACGUUAUUACUUUUCUCCAAACUUCAAAUUAGAAGAAAAAUUACAAAUACGACCUAUGCACUCUCAUGGAGAUGAUGAUUACACUACUGCCGUUAUGUCGGAAUCCAAGACCACACCUACACUUAGUAUGCUGUUAAAUAGUACACUCACAACACUUAUCUGUAAUAACUUAAGGAAAGAUGGUCAUUCUUUUGUGGUAAGAACGAAUGAACAACAGAAUGGUGUAUGUGCUGGUAUACCUGUAUUUCUUAUCUCUAUUGAACCUCAACUCUGUAUUCAAAAUAAUCUUCCAUAUGGUUUAUUUGUGAAUAUCACGAACCCUAAUGGGAAGAAGUCUAUAUACAAUGCCGUAGUGGAACCUAAUCAAAUGGCAGAUGUUUUUCUUGGUGAGAUGACUUUAGAAGAUGCCCUCUUUUAUCUUGAGAUACAUCAACAAUCCCAACACGAUGAAAUUAAAGAACUAGGAGAUCGGGUUGGUGUACCUGCUGUGUACAGUACACCUCGUGGGAUAUUAAUUACCCGUCGGACUUCACGUGUGGUACUGUAUGGAGGUGAAAAGAGAGAAGUAGAAAUGCGGGUUGGUGUAAGGCAAAUGGGUAAUACCAUUCUCUUUCAUACACCCUACUCUAUUGUAAACUUUACACCAUUAGAUUUAAUGGUGUGGGAAUGUAAUGUCUCUGGGGAAGUGAUAUCGAGAAAAGGGACCAAUUUUGGAUAUUUACCAAAGAAUAUGCAAAAUCCAUAUAUUGCCUCUCCAACAGAAGUAAAUACGAAUGAAUUUUUCGUUAAAUUAGGUGUUGCGGACUUGUAUGGAGCUGCUCUUCCAUUACAUGUACAAGGUCGUGGUGUAGUGACACUUGAAAAUAAAAACUUAACAAGCGCAAAAGAUAGUAGUAAGAAUAUGGUAUUUCAUCUCAUUCACUUUACACAAGUGGAUAUGUAUGGAACGAACUUUGUCACUAUUGUACCACGAUGGAUGUUAGCGAAUCGUACACCAAGACCACUUUACAUUGCACUAGCCGUACCCGCAAUUAUACAACAACAACAAUCAUCUACUACUACUACUACUGUUACUACUACUACUAAUACUACUGGAAUGGGAAGUAAUAGUGGAACACAAGGUUCUGGUCGUCCUCCUACUAGUACAGUCUCAUCUUCAUUGGCCAAACCCAAGUUUGUGUGUUCUACUGAAAGCGCUCAAUUAGUCCCACCAAACUCCGUUGUGCCAUUCUUUGUAUCCCCCAAGUGUACUCCGGAGAUUGGAUAUAAUGCCUUUGUCUUGCAAACAGCCCAUACCCCUGCUCGCGGCGAUCCUGUAAGUUUAGAGGAAAUCCACGAUACAUUAGUGGUGGCUCAUGGUGUACAUGAUGGUCUGGAUACGGAGGGUGGGGAUGUGCAUGUUGAGAUUGCGGUGGUACUUGACCCUCCAUACACCUUUGUUACUAUACAGGAUCCUGUAGUCCCACCCUAUAUUGUGAUUAACCGAACCAAUAAGGCUAUGGAAUUACAUGAUACACAUGGACGUCUUAUUGCCAGAGUUAAACCGGGAUGUUCGACGCCUUUUGUAUUAGAUGCACAUAGUAAUGCUUCUCGUACACGUGUUUCCUUUGCAAAAGAACAUCUUCUCACUACAACAAGUACUGCUAGUAUGGGUAGUAUUGCUACAACUGCUACUUCUACUACUAUUACAAAUGCAAGUAAGACUCUUUCUGUUAGUAUGGUUGGGGAUGUAGCUAGAGAAGAAGUUCAUGAAGGCAAGGAUAAUAAAGAGUUGGAAAGUUCUAAUAGAUCCAAGAAGGAAGAUGUACAUACUGCUGCAUUUGUGGAAUUUAAUUUUCAACAGCGUAUUACACCACACGAAGCAUCUAAUGCUUUGGGCCUUACAUACAGUGUAACUCUUGGACCAUUUGGACAACAAAUAGUAGAGAUUAGUUCUACAUUUAUGGGAAUGAUGGGAGAAAUACGUACCUAUCAACCUGUACCACAACCUCCACUUGAUGUUGUGAUUAAUAUAGUUUUUUUCUCUUUAUCUAUGGUAAGAACUGAUAAGGAAAUUGUUUUUGCAGCAUUUAGUGAUACACGUUUACAUUUUAAUCGACAAGGAGGUAAAGAGGUGAUAAGAUUUUCUAUCAAAAAUUUUCAGGUGGAUAAUCAGACAGAGAUUAAACCCGUUUUUGAAGUUACUUUAUUCCCUAUUCGUUCUGCAGAAGAUGCUCCUUGGAUUUCUGCAUAUAUUGAAAGAACUAUUGUACCUGUAAAGUCACUAUUAUAUGUGGAUGAAUUACGUCUUGAUAUUGUUCCAUUAGCCAUUCGUUUAUCUGAUAAUAUACUUAUUGCUUUGGUUUUAUUUGCUUCCAACCUCUCAAAAGAGGAACCUCCUCGACAAAGUGCCCCAACAGAUGAAGAACUUUUUGAAAUGGCUCCAUUAAGAGUGGGUAUUAUGGAUACACGUGUUAUUAUGGAUCGUUUGGUAGUAAAUCCACUUGUGGUACGUCUUUGGUUUGCACGAGAGGAAGAAGGUCAUGAUUUUAUUCGAGAACAAAUGCAAAGUCGUACGGCGGCACUUGUAUCGAUGAUGGUAGCCUCUUGUGAAGAUGUAAAGAUAGCUAUGCCUGGUAUUGUUAUGCAAAAACGUACCAGCAGUGCGGGUCUCCUUUUACAAUGGGUUAUGCAAUCUUAUCUUGAUGGUAUUCGUAAUGAAAUUCGAGGACUUCUCUUUCAAUAUGCUUCUUCCUUACCUUUAAUUGGUGCACCUAUUAAACUUGCCUCUGGUGUAGGCAGUGGGGCCAUGAAAUUCUUCCGUGAACCCAUUGCGGGUCUCUCCACAUCUCCCAAAGCCUUUGCGAUGGGACUGGCAAGUGGCUCUUCUUCUUUAUUAACAGAUGUUGUGGGUGGUGGUUUUGGUGCCAUGUCAAAUCUCGCCCGUGCUGGGGCUGGUCUUAUUAACGCCGCCGCUGGCAAUACGGGCAAUAACAAUAGAGAUAUGCGGGGAUCCGGCAGUAGUGGUGGUGGCGGCAGUAGUGGCGGCGGUGGACUUUUGCGUGGACUCACAAGUGGAGUGACGGGUGUGGUGACGCGGCCAAUGGAGGGCGCGGCGGAGUCCGGCGCUGCGGGUCUCAUGAAGGGCGUUGGAAUGGGACUUCUCGGCAUCGUGGCGAACCCAAUGGCGGGAUUAUUGUCUGAUGUUUCCCGCGCCACUGGUACAGUGGCUUCACUCUGUGAUGAGAAUUACAUUCCAGAUGUUAAGCGAAUGCGAAAUAGACGAGAUUUUUAUGUAAUGGGUGCUGUAGCGGAGUAUCAGAGUAUUGUCUCUGUAUAUGAGUAUGAACGUGGACAGUAUAAUGGCUCACGAUGGGUGCAUGAAGGGUUUAUCGCUACAGAUGGUCCACAAUGGUAUCCAUGCAAGAAGGAACAAAUACAACAAACAUACGGUGUGAAAUCAGAUGCUUGGCAAUUGGAACUCUAUGAUACCAAUGUGGAAGGAUGGCGAUUUAGUAAUAAGUAUUAUGGAAUCUAUACAAGUGUGCAGAUGCCAACCGCACGGGUAAGAAGAAGACGUUGGAUUGUACCACUGAAACCAGCACCAUCCUCACAUGUAGUGAAGCUUCUACAACAAUUAACUACAGAGAAGAGUAAAACCACCAUUACAACAGACACACCCACAACUGCCAUCUCUACAGACACUACAACAACCACAGGGUUAAAGAAGGGUCAGAGGGUGUUAAUAACCGAUUCUACAACAACAACAACAACUUCAACAGCCACUCAAGUAAAGAAAGGAACAGAAACCACCACCACCACCGAAGAGGGAGGAUUGGAACAACAACAACAACAACAACAACAACGCUCUCACUCAUCUCUUUUCUCAUCAUUGGAACAACAACAACAACAACAACAGCAACAGCAGCAACAACAACAAGAGAAGGAUACCUCUGCGGUGCCGGACUCUGUAGUGGUGGUGUAUGAAUACGAGUCGAAGGUGCCCAUCAUUGGAUGGAGCAGUCGUUUUCUCCCCGCCGGCUACGCGGCCUGGCAGGACAGCCGUGGGCGGCCGCAGCCCCGCAAGACGGAGAUGGAGCUCCCAAAGGGGUGGACGUGGACCUCCGCGUGGACAAACACCGGCGGGGAUGCGGACGGGUGGGAAAUGGUGCCGCGGGAGAAUGAGGGAUCGGCGAAUAUACGCCGCCGCUGCUGGAAACGCACAGCGCGAAGGACGUCGAUAUCCCCCUCCUCCUAA